AUGAACAAAACAGGACUGAGAUUGGAGCCCGGCCGCUCGCUGGUGCUGGUCACUGGAGGAAAUGGCUACAUCGGAUCCACCAUCUUAGACAUACUUCUACAUGGAGGGUACCGUGUCCGAGGAACUGUGCGCAGUGACAAGCCAUGGCUGCAAAAGUUCUUCGACGACAAGUAUGGACCCGGCAAGUUCGAGUUGGCGAUUAUCCCCGAUCUCAGCGUCCAGGCUGAGUUUGAACGAGCUCUUCAGGGCGUGGAUGGGAUUGUACACGUGGCAUCAGACCUCAGCCUUGAUACCGACGCCGAGAAAGUCAUCAAAGGAACGGUUGCGCACACAAUUAAUGUGGUCAAGGUUGCUGCGAGGGUGCCGAGUAUCAAAAGCUUGGUGCUUACGUCGUCCUCGACCGCCUGUCUGAUGCCUCAGCCUGGAGUUGAGGGAAUCGUCAUUGAAGAAGACACAUGGAACGAUGCAUCAGUCGCAGCAGCAUCGGAUCCCAAGACGCCUAAGGAAGUUCUCCCCUAUACCGUCUAUGCCGCAUCGAAGACAGAGGGAGAGCGAGCGCUGUGGAAAUAUGUUAAGGAGAACCCGGUCAACUUUGCUGUCAACACUGUGCUGCCGGCGGCGAAUUAUGGUAAAAUCCUAACACCAGAGAUCCCCGGCAGCACCAUGGGCUGGGUACGCCGUCUCCUCGUUGGCGAUGCCGAAGCACUCAGCAUCACUCCACCACAAUGGUUCGUCAACGUCGAAGAUUGCGCCAAACUCCACAUCGCCGCCCUCCUCGACCCAUCCCUCAACCACCAGCGAGUCUUCGCCUUCGCCGAACCCAUCAAGUGGACGAAAGUCAUCGAGAUUCUACGGGAGCUUGCACCGAAGAAUGCGAAGAUUCCGAACCCGCCGCCGGAUGAGCUUGAUGAUCUUUCGGAGAUUAAGCCGCGGGAUAAGGCUGAGAAGAUCUUGAGGGAGUUUUGGGGGUUGAAGGGGUGGACUGGAGUUGAGGAGAGUAUCAGGGAUGGGGUUGAGGAUUUGUUGUGA
Molecule: messenger RNA, 1029 nt
Organism: Zasmidium cellare ATCC 36951
Lineage: Eukaryota; Fungi; Ascomycota; Dothideomycetes; Mycosphaerellales; Mycosphaerellaceae
Exons: 5
Coding region: 1-1029 (342 amino acids)
Molecular function (GO): oxidoreductase activity, acting on the CH-OH group of donors, NAD or NADP as acceptor
Source: RefSeq, a predicted model, not a curated record